Sinocyclocheilus rhinocerous is the source of this 1959-nucleotide messenger RNA. Its product is annotated as RAB6-interacting golgin-like. The record is from RefSeq and is a predicted model, not a curated record. NCBI's taxonomy places the organism in Eukaryota, Metazoa, Chordata, Actinopteri, Cypriniformes, Cyprinidae. Bases 166 to 1191 code for a protein of 341 amino acids. The transcript is spliced from 5 exons. Gene Ontology annotation, biological process: non-motile cilium assembly.
AACGUGGCAGUCAUUAUACACAAACAUGGCAGCCAGAUAAGAACGUAAAGUUCAUUUUCGCGUGUGUAUGUUGAAAAAAACAAAACAAAUUUAACCCACAUAUAUUUGUCUUUGAUAAAAAGCGAUUUGCAAUUUAGUUGCAAGUAACUUUAAAGGGAACUGAGAAUGGCUGCGUGGGCUGGAUUUUCAGAAGAAGAACUGCAAAGAUUGAAACACAACGGCGACCUCAUAAACCAGGCUGUGUCUGUCACAUUGGGUCGUGGCCGGAGAGCCGCUCCGACUAACCGGAGCAGACUGCAGCGGGAAAGGGCACUGCAGCUGGCAGCCAAACAGAAAGAGGGCAGCCACUCUCUUCCACCCGACCAACAGCUUACCAAGCCCCCAGACCUACCUGCUGUCACUCUUUUUGCUCCUGUCAAAUCACAGGACGAGUCCAACCCGUUGGAGACGCAACUGGUUAAACAUGAAGCAGAACCUGUUAAGCAUGACCCAGAAUCACCUGCAGAGUCUGCACCACCAGCAGUCAUCAAGGAGCUGGGCAAAGAGGAAGUGGAAUUGCGAGAGAAGAACCGUCUGCAGCAGUUGCAGUGGGAGCAACGGAUAAUGGAAGAGAAGAAUAAAGAAAGAAAAGCUCUCCUUACAAAAACCAUUGCUGAAAAGUCCAAACAGACACGGGCUGAAACUGUGAGACUGAAGAAGAUCCAGAGAGAACUUCAGUUACUGGAUGAUUCUGUGUCCAGCGACAUUGGCAUUCUCAGAAAACUGAUAGAGCAAUCCAGCAUGGAUUAUUCCCAGGCAUGGAAGCGCUUUGAGAAAGCAGAGGCUGAGUAUGUUGCCGCUAAGAUGGACUUGCACAGGAAAACGGAAGUGAAAGAGCAGCUGACAGAGCACCUGUGUGCGAUCAUCCAACAGAAUGAGCUGUGCAAGGCCCGCAAACUAGAGGAGUUGAUGCUUCAGCUAGAGCUUAAUGCUGAGGAAGUCCCCAGCCCAGAGGAAACCGAUCUAGAGGACAAAGAGAAGGAGGCCAACUCCCAGCCUGUUACUGAAAACGGUCCUGCAGCAGACACGGAGGGGUGUACAGAGGUGGACGGCUCAAGUAUGAGCAAAUACAGUUCCAUUACAGAACCAAAGAUCAGCCAAGACGAUCAGGAGAGCAAAGCAACAGAUGUUUCUGCAGAUGGGCUAAGCUAGCUUCCAAACAUCAUCAGUUUAAUAGAGGCUGUAUGACGGUUUACAUAACACUUGCUACCAGCUUUAGAAAUUGUGAGUGUCGAACAAUCCAACAGUCCUGCAUUUUGUGAGGAUAAAAGACAGCCUCCGUCUGAUAUUGAUGUCAGUUAAGUUUCCAAAUACUGUGAGGGUUAUUCCAUUGCUGCUAACAUUAAAAAUGGCUUAACAUUAUGGGAGUUCAAUAUUGAUUAUGAUCUGUUAAGCUUGGUUUUUGGUUUUCAUUGAGAGUGCUACAUGAUCCUAAUGUGGCAAGUUAAAACAGUGCUAUGUAUUUUAUUGUGGUUUCUUUGGCUGUCAGUCAUUUGUACAAUUUAAUCUGUCUUCCAUUAAGUAAAUGGACUACAAGUCUCUUGAAAACACUAUAAAAAUACUAAAUACUGUUAACUUUACUGAUUGUUCCAUAACUUUGGCAUUAUUCAAAAUUGGUGGUGGUUUGUAGUUGUGAUUUAUUUCACAUGAUGUUGCACAAGUGAAUGGUGGAAUCUUUUAUCUAUAUAUGGCUUGUCUCAUAAAAAUAACUUGAUGCGAAUGUUAACAAAUCAAUAACAGCAGAUUUGAUCAUACAAAGCUGACUGUUUGCUCGGCACAGAGCCAUUCUUUUUGUACUAUAGGGGAAAAAAACUAUUGGAGUGUGGGAAGUGGAAUGCCUUUUUUAUAUAUAUAUACAUAUGCUGUAUGUAUAUAAUUUAUACUUUUCUAAUACAACUCUGAUUCACUAUGCAGAGCUUU